This is a messenger RNA of Stylophora pistillata, 1273 nucleotides long. RefSeq names its product trace amine-associated receptor 1-like. Lineage: Eukaryota; Metazoa; Cnidaria; Anthozoa; Scleractinia; Pocilloporidae. Gene Ontology annotation, molecular function: G protein-coupled receptor activity. The record is from RefSeq and is a predicted model, not a curated record. Gene Ontology annotation, biological process: G protein-coupled receptor signaling pathway. Gene Ontology annotation, cellular component: membrane.
AUGUGUGAGGAGUGUGGUUUAAUCGAAGACGUUAAACGUUCUCGAGUUUGCUGUUUAAGAGAAAUGUCCUCCGUUCAUCUUGAUUCAAAUAUCCAGGAUGACGACAUCUCCACAUUAAAAACUUACAGAACGAUCAACUGCGCUCUAAAUGCCAUUUGUUCAUUUCCAGCGGCGUUUGGAAAUGGAAUCAUUCUUAUCGUCAUUUGGCGGACCCCAUCUCUUCAUUCACCUUCAAACAUGUUAUUGUUUGGUCUUGCACUGACGGAUUUUCUGGUGGGUUUGGUUACUCAGCCAUUAAAAGUCGCUUCUACUGUGAUGUACCUCGUUUCCGAUGAAGAGGGACCAAUCACUUUGGCGUUUGAUGUCCUCUCUGUUGUGUCAUCUGCGUCGUCUUUUAUGAUAGCAACUACGAUAAGUGUAGAUAGGUACCUGGUGUUUUACCUGCAUAUGAGAUAUCAAGCCAUUGUUACCAAGAAAAAAGUCGUAAUGGUAAUCAUUUUAUGUUGGUUUUUCUCCGCAUUUUUCGGAUUUAUGUGGACUCAGAACACUAUCGCAUAUUACUUUAUUGGAAUCGCUACCUUCCUCAUCUCCUUCACAGUCAUUAUUCUGAUGUACUUUAAAAUUUAUCGCGUUGUGAGACGUCACCAGGCCCAGAUUCAAUCUCAAGUACGAGUCGGAAUCGGACGAGAAGCGUCAUCGCCAUUGCAGUUCGCCCGUUUCAGGAAAUCAGCCAUAAACACGUUUUACGUUUGCUUUAUUCUGUUUCUUUGUUUUUCGCCAUAUGCAUGUGUAGCCGUUGUAAUUCAAUUUACAGGACAAAGUCUCACCAAAUUUGUUGCACUGCAAUACACAGGGACGGUAACGUUCAUAAACUCAUCGCUUAAUCCUGUGGUAUAUUUUUGGCGACUUCCUGAGAUGCGAAAGGCUAUAAAAAGAACUCUUGGUUGUUGCUUUAGACAAGCACGUGUGCAGCAUAGAAAAACAAGUUCGGGGUUUUGAAAGAAAAUUUGCCGGACCUCCAUGUAGAGAUUUCUGAUUUCCAACAUUGAUCUGUACCCUUAGGCAGUAUCUAGGAUAUGAGGAAGGAGAGUUUGUUUUAAGAUGGGUCGUCCUGGUAUGAAACAAUAAGUGAAUUUAAUCAAAGAACUGCACAAAUGGCAAAUGAUGCGGGUCCGUCAACCCGAGUUUGCAAAAUGCGUUUUAUCGUAUUAAAAUUGUAUUCAUGUUUUUUGUAAUUUCGAAAUAACUGAAAAAAUCUCUGACUAAGAAAACG